Messenger RNA from Colletotrichum higginsianum IMI 349063, 423 nucleotides. RefSeq lists its product as uncharacterized. The transcript has a single exon. The record is from RefSeq and is a predicted model, not a curated record. Bases 1 to 423 code for a protein of 140 amino acids. NCBI's taxonomy places the organism in Eukaryota, Fungi, Ascomycota, Sordariomycetes, Glomerellales, Glomerellaceae.
AUGGCCACAACCCCCGCUUGUUUCCCAUCCUUCCGCCUAUGGGCACGUUUCCAGCCCGCGAUACGGCUUCUGCUUGCGGUUCUAGAUCCCGGGUCACCGAUGGGGCAGACGCCGGCCCCACGGCCCCCCCCUCUCUCUCUGUCUCUCGAGAUGCAGGCUGCAGGGUGGGCGCCUCUUGCUUCAACGUCGAACCCCACCCAUUGCCCCGAGGACCCCAUCCACAAUCUCAAGCCGUCCACAACCCGUACGGACACAUGGUGGGCGAGGGCCAAGUUCGUGCCUGACAACCUGCCAAACCUGACCAACCUGGACACCGCCUGGCCAAUGAUUUGCACAUGGGCUCCGUCGACAUGGCCCCUGGCCCUCGUCCGUGAUGGACGGAAAUGGGACCGCAGUGGCUCUAGCAUCAAUAUGGGAUCAUGA